UAUGUCAAAUGACGAUGCCGUUCGCGUUUUACGAGAAGUUGUCCAGAAACCUAGCCCAAUCAAACUUGUAGUCGCCAAGUGUUGGUAUCCUAAUCCAAAAGGAUAUUUCACUAUACCCCGUACGGAACCCGUUCGCCCUAUUGAUCCCGGUGCGUGGGUUGCUCACACGGAAGCAGCAAGAGGUGAUUCUCGUAUUUUAAAUCAUAAAUUGGCAACCAACAACAAAUCUAACGUCAUAUUAGGUUGAUCACAGUACCCGAAUCGUCCGC
This is a messenger RNA of Daphnia pulicaria, 269 nucleotides long. Its product is annotated as segment polarity protein dishevelled-like. The record is from RefSeq and is a predicted model, not a curated record. NCBI's taxonomy places the organism in Eukaryota, Metazoa, Arthropoda, Branchiopoda, Diplostraca, Daphniidae. The coding region runs from base 2 to 247 and encodes 81 amino acids. Gene Ontology annotation, biological process: canonical Wnt signaling pathway. Gene Ontology annotation, molecular function: frizzled binding. Gene Ontology annotation, cellular component: cytosol. The transcript is spliced from 2 exons.